AUGUUUAUUCCCACGCACUUGCUCAAGAAGAAGUCCCCCAAGGAGUUUGCGGAGCUGUUCAAGGGCAAGUUGGAAGAGGAGCUCAAGUAUCUAGCGGCUAGCUUUCCGUUGGAGAACUGCAAGAUGUGCGAUCGCUUGAAUGAGUAUUUGAAGGAAGACGCGGGAUGGAGCAAGAUCUUGAUGGGGAACUCAUAG
Messenger RNA from Colletotrichum orchidophilum, 195 nucleotides. RefSeq names its product glucan 1,3-beta-glucosidase. The transcript is spliced from 4 exons. Lineage: Eukaryota; Fungi; Ascomycota; Sordariomycetes; Glomerellales; Glomerellaceae. The record is from RefSeq and is a predicted model, not a curated record. Bases 1 to 195 code for a protein of 64 amino acids.